This is a messenger RNA of Striga hermonthica, 474 nucleotides long. NCBI's taxonomy places the organism in Eukaryota, Viridiplantae, Streptophyta, Magnoliopsida, Lamiales, Orobanchaceae. The record is from the annotation of a GenBank genome assembly.
AUGUCGCAGGCGUAUGUGCGAGCUCGCGAGCGCGCGAGGUGCUGGGGCGGCAAGGCUCUCGAGGGCGCGGGCGUACGCACGAGCUCGCGGGCGCGCGAGGUGCUGGGGAACGGCUGGACACUUUCGGCAUGGAAUCGACUGAGGCUCGGAACUCUCGGAGAUGAAAACCCCGCAUCAAAGCCCACUGCUGACACUCCUCCGACCACCUUCUUCGAAGUCACCAAACCCAUCACCAUCCCAAUACCAAACCUUGCUCCUAUGGAAAAUUCCCAGUCCUCGCCGACGAAAACCCCCCUCCACAUAUCGUUCCUAGAAAUUCUCCAAAAUCGUGCUCGAGUUGACCGCAACCUAGAAGGGCUGCCAUUUGAUCGGAUCUUUGGUGUCUGGCUCAACGACAUCGAGAUCCUCCGCAGGUGCAUGGCCGAGCAGCGGCCCACCGACAUUAAUCUAGGGAUUGUCAAUGGUGAGUUGUGA